Molecule: messenger RNA, 753 nt
Organism: Aspergillus viridinutans
Lineage: Eukaryota; Fungi; Ascomycota; Eurotiomycetes; Eurotiales; Aspergillaceae
Exons: 2
Coding region: 1-753 (250 amino acids)
Molecular function (GO): catalytic activity
Source: RefSeq, a predicted model, not a curated record
AUGGCCUCAGUAAAUUGCGCAGCUAAGGCUCUCAAGGCAAUGCAUGUCUCCAAGUCCCCGAUUAUCUUUACCAACGUCUGGGACGUGUUGUCAUUUAACACAGUCCUGUCUCUCAACGAGGGCGAUAAUAAAGCAGUGAAAGAAAUUGCUACGGCGUCGUCGGCAAUCGUUGGAGCUGCCGGAUGCUUGCCUUUAAGCGCAGACCUCCAAGAUGGAUAUGGCUCCCGAAUCGAAGAAGUCGUCACCACUGCCGUCCAGGCUGGUGUCUCAGGCGCUAAUAUCGAAGAUAGCAUCUCUUCAACUGAUUACGGAAAGAUGUACCCGUUAGACGAGCAGGUUCGUCGCCUUAAAUCUGCCCUUAAAGCAGCUACAGAGGCUGGAUGCCCUGAUUUUGUCCUCAAUGCUCGCUGUGACAUUUUUGCCCUUGACGACCCUGACCUUGAUGACGAUGCAAGACUGAAGGAAGCAAUUAUCCGCGGAAAGGCCUUCCUCGAACUUGGAGCCACGACUGUAUUCUAUUUGGGGGGCCCAAGAAGAGGACUAACAAAGGCUCAUCUCCAGACAUUGGUUAAGGAGCUCAACGGCAGGGUCGCUGCGAACCUAGGUGGUUAUGCUGGCGACCCAACUGUGUUGGAGCUGGCGGAACUCGGCGUCGCGCGCGUCAGCAUAGGGGAUGAUCUAUACCUGAUUGCAAUGAAUGCCAUUCGGAAAGCGGCUUUGGCAGUCUUUGUGGAAGGGAGAUUGCCAGCGUGA